AUGUCUGGGAUAUAUGAUAGAUUCAACAAGGGUCUAUCAAAUGGUAUCAGAGCUGUUGAUGUUGGGGAAGAAAUGAUAGCAAGGAGGAUAAUCCAAACAGAUCUGCUAGAGAUGGUGAAGCUAAUGGAGAUGCAUCAGGAAGGGAGGGAGGCUGAGAAGGCUAAAUGGAGAAAAUUUUAUUACUCAACCUUAAAGGAGAAGGACAAAGUAGUCCAUGAAGAAGAAGAAAAAUCCUUGGAAAUUAUUGAGUUGGAAUCGGAUGAUGAAGAAGAAUCAUUGGAAGUUACCGAGUUGGAAUCGGAACCUAUGAUGGAACCUCAGCUUCCAUCAUCACUGUUGUCGGCUUCACAACUUUCUCCACCACCUUCACCAUCGCAGUUUACACCAGCUCUAGGAUUCGAAAAGAGAAACGAGGCUACAAUUUUGUUCAUGGCAAGCCCUAAUCAUAGCGUUAGGAAGUUGGGAGUGCCUUUGUUCGAUAACCACAUACCACCAGUGUCGUCGUCCCCCUGCCCUGCACCACCACCGCUGCCGUUUUCCCCACUACCGUUGGCACCGCCAUCGUUACUACAACUGUCUAGUUUUGUAGUAAAGGGAGGAGGAACGCUUGACCUAAUUCCGAACCAUGGAGAACUGAACGAGAAGUUUUAG
Messenger RNA from Lactuca virosa, 651 nucleotides. The record is from the annotation of a GenBank genome assembly. Lineage: Eukaryota; Viridiplantae; Streptophyta; Magnoliopsida; Asterales; Asteraceae.